AUGCAGCCGAGGUUGCUGCGCUUCUGGUCAUUGCUCGUUGGGGAACUUGGCGCUGUGGCAAUCAGCAGAGGUGCGGCGCUUCUCCUAGCGCGAGAAGAUGAGGCCUUCGAGGCUGCUAUGGAGGCUUUGCAAUUGAGCCGAAGGGUCGGCUACCGACGAGGUGAAGCUACUGCGCUUCAGGUCUUGGCCGAGCUCGCAGGGCCAGAGGCUGCGCUGCAGCUGUGCUCAGAAGCUGGCCGUCUGUUUUGUGAUCUGGAAGAACGUCGAGCAGUGGGCUCCUUGUUGAGCACGAUGUCCUCGGCUCACUUGCAGUUGAGCUCGUCAGAGGAGGCUUUGGCAGCUGCCAGAGAUAGCUUAGCCACCCUGCGGGAAGAAGGUUUCUACAGGUUUCUACAGGUUUCUACAGGUUUCUACAGGUUUCUACAGGUUUCUACAGUUAACAAGCGGAUGUUUUUUCAGUACUCGAUUUUGACCCCUGACAUCGCCACCAAUUUGGACAAACUGCAGCGCUCUUUUCGAAGCGUUCCGUCCAGCGUCCAGCGCCGCACUGUAGUGAUGUCGCGAAGCAACGGACGGCCUCGGAGGGUGGAAGACUGGUUUCGCUUGGUGCCCAACUUGCUGGAUGAUGCAGGAUGGGACUUCAAAGUCUACGAACCGCAGACCAACCUGUCGCACGCUGCUUGCCCCUGGGGCGGCCGACUGGUGAAAGUGAUCUUGUCGAAGUUCGAAGUGCGUCACCCGCCUGAACAGAUGAACUGCAUGCUGGUGCGGCCCGAGCUCUUCGGCACCGGGCCGUCAGUGCUGGCACCUGGUGAGGUUGUCCUGCGACGUCCACGAAGGGCUUGGGGGAUCAACGACACCUCAGUACUUUUCGAGGAGAUGGCAGGAUCCUGUGAGUGCCGAAUGAGCCCGUUGAGGUUGGAACCGAUGGUCACCCAUCAGCGCUUUCGACGGGACUAUCCAUCCGAAGGAGACUCAGCCUACGCGGUCUUCAACGAAGGUGACGAUCCGCAAGAAGGCAUGCUGCUGUGUUGCUGGCGUGGCCCCGGAGUCUCCGGAGUUUUGGUGGAUGUGGUGAAGAUCUUCUGCAUCCCGGAAGAGACGUUUUGCAGUUGGAGCGACCUCCAUUUCCAGUUGAUCUUGGACUCUAUGCGGCGUGCAUGUCACCUCAUGCUCAACGGACCCGCCUGCGGAGAGCUGCGGGUGAUGGAUGAACGUCUCUACAUUGUGCUGACCAUUCAGAGCUGUAAACGUGGGUUGCCGCUCUACCCUUUGAAGGAGGGAUCCAAGCAGGAUCCAACGGUGGUGAUUUCAGCAGGACAGCACUUGCAACUGCAAAGGUGGCGGCGCUUCCAAACCAACCCGGUCACCGGUGAGAAGUUCCGUUUGUCGAAGUACCUGGCGCAGUUCUUAGCGAAUCUCGAAAAGGACCUAGCGGUCUACGAGACGUUGGAUGGUCGGAGUCUGGUGCCCUACCAAUGCGCGGUAUCCCGACACGCCUGGAACCAGAUCCGCGAGCACUUCAUUGCCUGUUUUCUGGUGGGAAAGACGGCCUACCGCCGUGCCAAUGGUGGAUCCACUGCGCCCACGCUGCACGAAGUUGUCGAACCGCGAUUCCUGCACCGUUUCCAAGAGCCGCCACCUGUGGUGCGGGCGCAAGGGUGUCAGCAAGGCAGCUUUCGGAUGGUGGUCAGGAACACCUUUGUGGAAGUGGAAGAGCAUUCUGAGGAAGAGCAGGUCCAUGGGGUCUGUCGCCGCAGACGUCGACCAAAGACCACCACCGUACUCCCAACGGCCACUACCGUGCUGGCGAAUUGAGGACAAUUGCUGGAGUAGUUUGCUGCACGAACGUGCGAGCCUGGAUUUCUGAUGCCAUAAUGCUCUGCCUGAACAAACCAACU
Cladocopium goreaui is the source of this 1901-nucleotide messenger RNA. The record is from the annotation of a GenBank genome assembly. Lineage: Eukaryota; Dinophyceae; Suessiales; Symbiodiniaceae.